Molecule: messenger RNA, 1346 nt
Organism: Solanum tuberosum (potato)
Lineage: Eukaryota; Viridiplantae; Streptophyta; Magnoliopsida; Solanales; Solanaceae
Exons: 1
Coding region: 196-1092 (298 amino acids)
Cellular component (GO): membrane
Source: RefSeq, a predicted model, not a curated record
AGUCCAUCCCCUCUCAUACUCCUCCAAAUGUUGGAGAUUAGCAAUCUCAGUUCUUGAUUAAUAUCCCUAAAACCCCUUUUUUAAGAGGGUUCAUUUAUUGUUUAAUUAGUUAUGAUCUUCCAUGCCUCUUUCUUGCAUUAAUUUAUGUCACAUUGAUCAAGAUUUUAAUGUUUUUGGAAGAAAUGAGGAUUGUUGAUGGGGUCUAAUAAUAACAAUAUAUGUAACGUCAUCCCACUGAUGUCUUGGUUGUUAUUAUUAUUGUUGUUGUUAUUGUUAUCGUCACGAGGAUCGAGUUCUACGUUGGAUCGAGACUCAUUGGAUUCAUAUAUUCAUGAAUAUUCAAUCAAGAAUAUGUCGAAACGAUAUACGGGUAAAUUGUAUGAUAUUCCCCUUCCUACAAAUUUUUCAGGCAUGGAAACUUCAAUUGUUCGUCUUAGAAGUUCAAGUUUUUGGAGAAGAGGGGCUAAUUUUAGCUUCUUUAAAAUCCCACACAGAGUAUUACCAUGGCCUUUUGUUAAGAGAUUUGAUAUAAUUUAUGAAAAUCUUGGGAAUUUGUCGUCCAAAUACUAUGAUGUUACAAAUUACACAUUUGUAACACCUGUUAUAGGCUUUUUAGCAUAUGAUGCAAGAAGAAGCAGAGAAAAUUAUGGAAUGGUUGAGCUCAAUACCAUGGAAAAUCACAUUUUGAUUCAUUUCCCUCCAAACAACGACUACAACAAGAAUAUGAAAUGUGUUAGAUUUGUCAAAAAUGGAACCAUAGAGUUCAGUAAUGUUACAAUGAACAACACAUGUAUAUCGCGAGGACAAGGGCAUUUCGCGAUAGUGGUUCCUUCAUUGAAGCCAGAGGAGGAGAAAAAGGGGAAAUGGAAAUGGUGGGUAAUAGGAUUUGGAGUAGGAAUUGUUGGAUUAAUAUUGUUGAUUGUGAUGGGAAUUUUGAUAUACAAAUGUGUUAGGCUAAAAAAGAGAGGUAAUAUGGAGAGACAAUCUGGAAAAAGUGAGGCUUUGGAUGAUGUUUGGGUUGGGAAUAGCAGAAUGCCUUCUGCUUCAGGUAUCAGAACUCAACCAGUUCUUGAAAAUAGUUAUGUUCCUUGAUUCUAUUUUCUUUUCAACUUUAUAAUUUGUUCUUUUCAAUUCUUGUCUUCUUUCCAUUUUUUGGGUGUAUAUACAUACAUUCAUGUUUAGGAAAUCAAUGUACUUUCUUAAAGUUUUUGCAUGAUUCAAAAAACAAAACACCCUUCAAAGUGAUUGGUGCCACAUAGAUGUGCCUAGUGCGGUUUACUUCCCCGGUGUGAUUUGCAGUUUGCAUAUUACACGGUGAGGGGUUUACCGAGUGCGGGUUAUCCUUG